UUGUUUCCUAAGCUAUGGAUGGGAUAUUGGCCCUGCUUCUAUGUAAACAAUCUUGAAUGUCCAUUUGAUAGGCUAUUGAUCAGGUGCAUGAUAUUGGGUUUAAGGGUGUAGAAUUCCAUCCUCGGUAGCUAAGUGGGGCCCACCGUGACGUUUGUGAGAAAUCUUUGCCAGCUCAUGAGGCUGGGCCACACGGCAAGAAGCAAUGGGAAAGAAAUGCCCACCGUUGAAACCUUCCAAGAGUCCACUUUGAUGUUUAUAUUUCAUCCAAACCGUUCAUAAGGUAAUCUAAACCGUUCAAAAGGUCAUUCUUAUGAUGAACUGAAAACACAAAAAAAUAUUAGCAUGAUAUAAACUUCUGUGGCCCUAUGAAUGUUUCAACGGUGCACGUUCAAUCUUCACUGUUCCUGUGGUGUGGCUCACUUGAGUUUUGGAUCCGUCUCGUCUUUGGUCUCAUGUCUUAAAAUAAACUGGGAAAACGGAUGGACAGGGUGGAUUUCUCACGAACAUGACGGUGAGUCCCACCUAGCUUUCGAUCGCACCAACAAGGAACCUUUUAUUUUCGCAACGGCUAUAAUUUUCUCUCAUAAUCUUGGAUGAGUGUUAAAAAAUCAUCAUUCUCUCUCUCAUCAUUUUGAAUGAGUGUAAGAAAAGCGCUGUAAUUUCAAAACGGACCUUUUACAUGCGCAAACGGCUAUAUGAAAGGUGCCAUUGCAAGCCUCAUCGACUCUAAUGGCUUCUUCGACUACCGGGCUUGCGGCCAUCUCUUACAGCACUGCGCUAACCACAGCCUCUUAUUCCAGGGAAAGCAGAUCCAUGCCCGGCUCAUCCUCCUCUCGGUCAUCCCCGACAACUUCCUCGCCUCAAAGCUCGUUUCCGUGUACUCCAAAUCCGGCGAAAUCCAUCACGCCCGCAAGGUGUUCGAUGAAAUUCCCCACAGAAAUAUCUUCUCUUUCAACGCCAUGCUCAUUGCAUAUUCUUCACAUGACCAGCACUCUGAAGCCCUUAGGCUCUUCUCGUCCCUGGCGUCAUUCAAACCCGCCCUUAAACCUGACAGUUUCACCAUCUCCUCCCUCUUGAAAGCCUUGUCGUCGGUGCCACUUCCGCAUCCGAUAUUGGGUAAGGAGAUUCAUGCUUCUGUGCUUCGGCAUGGCUUUGAUUCUGAUCUAUUUGUCACCAAUGCACUGGUUACAUUUUAUGCGAGGUCUGGUGAUUUGGACUUGGCUAGAAAGGUAUUUGACGGAAUGCCUGAUAGGGAUAUUGUGUCAUGGAAUGCUAUGAUUUCUGGGUAUUCUCAAAAUGGAUACUGCGAUGCAUGCUUGAGAUUAUAUCAAGAAAUGGAAGGUUCGACAAGGUUGCAGCCUAAUGGGGUUACAGUGGUGUGUGUGUUGUAUGCUUGUGCAGAGCUGAAGGAUCUUGCUUUUGGGAUGGAAGUACAUCGUUCUGUUGUCAAGAGCAGGAUUGAGAUGGAUCCUUCGGUUUGUAAUUCUGUCAUUUGUUUCUAUGCUAAAUGUGGGAGUUUGGAUUAUGCCCGUUCAUUGUUCGAUGAAAUGAUGGAAAGAGACGUGGUUAGUUAUGGUGCGAUGAUUUGUGGAUACAUGACCUAUGGGUUUGUUGACCAAGCGAUGGAUCUCUUUCGACAAAUGGAGAGCCCAGCUUUGAGCACAUGGAAUGCUACAAUUUCGGGUUUGGCUCAGAACAACCGCCACUCUGAUGUUCUGGAACUCAUCUCUGAAAUGCUUGCCGCUGGUUAUAAACCGAAUUCCGUUACACUAGCAAGUGUUCUUCCCACCUUUUCAUUUUUUUCAAACCUCAGUAGCAGCAAACAAAUUCACUGUUAUGCCAUCAGAAACGAUUGUGACCGAAAUGUCUAUGUUGCGACUGCUCUGAUUGAUACCUAUGCUAAAGCUGGAUUUCUUCGUGGGGCCCACCAGGUUUUUGCGAUGACCAAGGGUAAAAGUGUCAUCGUUUGGACUGCAAUAAUUUAUGCACAUGCAACCCAUGGCGAUGCCAAUACUGCGCUCACUUUAUUUGGGGAUAUGCUUGCUGCUGGGACCAGUCCAGACCCUGUUACGUUCACGGCAGUGCUGUCAGCUUGCAUGCAUGCUGGGCUGGUGGAGAAAGCUAAGGGAAUCUUCAAUUCUAUGUUGCUGGAAUAUGGAAUCCAACCAGCACUUGAGCAUUAUGCUUGCAUUGCCGGAGUCCUCGCCCGUGCUGGAAUGCUUAAUGAAGCAGUCGAAUAUGUCUGUCAAAUGCCAAUUGAACCAAAUGCAAAGGUUUGGGGGGCAUUGCUGAAUGGUGCAUCAAUUUCUGGGAAUGUCGAGCUUGGGAGGUUCAUCUCUGACCGGCUAUUUGAAAUUGAGCCUGAAAACACAGGGAAUUAUAUUGUCAUGGCUAAUAUAUAUUCGCGAACUAGAAAAUGGGAAGAAGCUGAAAAGGUCAGGGAGAAGAUGAAGAGGCAGGGAUUGAAGAAGGUCCCUGGUUAUAGUUGGAUUGAGACAGGCAAGGGAUUGCAGAGUUUUGUAUCUGGGGAUACAUUGAACCAGAACAGGGAGGAAACUUGUUGGAUGUUGGAGAGCUUGUCAGGGGUGAUGAGAGAACUGGGUUAUGUUUAUGUAGAUGAAUUGGAUGAGGAGAGUGUUGUCAGUUGAAAACGGAAAUUGGAUGUGUGUUCGACAAUUCCAUGGGCCUUAGAAGACGGUUUUUUUUUUUUCUGUACUUAUGUCUUCUUUUGCUCUAACGACGUGAUCGGUUCAUGAGAAGCCUUGGCUUUGAUGCCAAUAAGACUCAGUUAACCUACUCGAGGUGAUUAAUUCAUCAGCGCACCCUGUUAUGGUUACAUAGCCCUUAUGAAUGGUACCAUAACUACAUGGAUUGACACAUCGAAGCUCUAAUAUGAGUCCCAUGACUUCGCUGUCACAGCAUUCCUUAAAUAAUUGUUCAUUUGGUGGGUUUUUACAGCAUCCAAGCACCAUCCAAAUCUGCUACUUGUUGGGUGACUGUCACUGCAUUCCUUAAAUAAUUGUUCAUUUGGUGGGUUUUUGCAGCAUCCAUGCACCAUUCAAAUCUGCUACUUGUUGGGCAAUGCAUUCUUUUCUAUGAACACUCCACCACUGAAUGAUGAACUAUGCUAGUCUUCACCUCCGACCAGAACAAGAGAGAUCACAUGGUCAAGUCGAUACCCUUACCUGCCUUCAUUGAAUUCAUAUCUCCUUCGUCUGGCCAAGAAAGGAGAAAGCCUGGUGAAGUGGGCUGCGUGCUCAAAUGUGCUGUAUGAAGUUUGAAUUGAUGCUAACAACACACUUGGUGUUGCCAUAACAGCCCUCAUACUGAUUUCAAACACUCUCUUUGUGAGCUUAUGAUUAAGGUAAGAUGUCCUGAUGGGCAUUUGUUUCAUACCAACUAUUCAACAUGGUUGGAUGAGUUGUGAAAGAAUUGAAACAAGCAGCGCAGUAUUGUUCUUUGGGAGAAGUUGCUACGCCUAUUGUCCAAUUCGGACAUGGUUGGAUGAGUUGUGAAAGAAUUGAAACAAGCAGCGCAGUAUCGUUCUUUGGGAGAAGUUGCUAAGCCUAUUGUCCAAUUCGGACAUUGUUGGGUUUGUAACUUGGUUGAUGUGGAGGAUGGAAGAUCAAUUAAGAGACAAAAGGAGCUUUCCAUCUAGAAAGAAACUUAACAUCAUGUAGGACAUUUAGCCGCACAACAACAAGUAACUGGAGAGAAGGAUCUUGAGAAUCCAUCAGGCCCAAGGAGUGGUCAAAACUUACUAGAGAAGUACAGAUGUACUGCUUGAAUGCAUCAAGGGGUAUGUAUAGAAGCGUCUGUUUUUGAACAAUAUUAAACAUUCAAAAGUUUGUAUGAAAAAAAAAGCAUAACCUUUUGUUAAA
Messenger RNA from Magnolia sinica, 3881 nucleotides. RefSeq names its product pentatricopeptide repeat-containing protein At2g37310. Gene Ontology annotation, molecular function: protein binding; RNA binding. Gene Ontology annotation, biological process: RNA modification. The transcript has a single exon. Lineage: Eukaryota; Viridiplantae; Streptophyta; Magnoliopsida; Magnoliales; Magnoliaceae. Bases 696 to 2648 code for a protein of 650 amino acids. The record is from RefSeq and is a predicted model, not a curated record.